AUGUCUUAUAACAAGCCCACAAGCCCACCCCCCUCAUACCCCCCGCCCGUCCACGACGCCGGCCCCUAUUACUCAAAUUCACCAGCACCACAAGGCGGCCCAAGCCCCGGAGCCGCACAGGAUUACUACGGCGGCGGCGGCCCGCCGCAGCAGGGAGGAUACUAUCCCCAGCAAGGGUAUGGCCCACCGCAGCAGCAGGGCUAUUACCCGCAAGGCCAGCCGAUGUAUUACCCGCCACAACAACAGGGCUAUCCUGCCCAGCAGGGAUACUAUGCCAAUGAUCGCGGGAACUCGGGCGGCGCGGCUGGUGGGCUUUGUGCGGGUAUCAUGGCUGCGCUGGCUUGUUGCUGCUGCUUGGAUAUUCUGUUUUAA
Penicillium bovifimosum is the source of this 372-nucleotide messenger RNA. RefSeq lists its product as uncharacterized. The transcript has 2 exons. The record is from RefSeq and is a predicted model, not a curated record. Lineage: Eukaryota; Fungi; Ascomycota; Eurotiomycetes; Eurotiales; Aspergillaceae. Bases 1 to 372 code for a protein of 123 amino acids.